AUGGCCGCCGCUUCCACCCCCGAGACCUCCCUUCUCUCUCUCCUCUACCGCUCCUAUCCCGCAGCCGUCUCACCGGACGCCACGGAGCCCGAUCUGCUUCACGCCAGCCCGAAGAUCUUCCCGCAAAGCACCUUCGGCGAGACCGAACAGGCGGACAUCAAGCAAUGGCUGGAUACGAUUUCAGGCCUGAAGACUGCCCUUACACAAGAUGACAAAACUGCUGUCGGCACGACACUGGGUCAGCUGAACACCCAUCUCUCGACAAGGACAACCCUGCUGGGUGCGAAGCCAUCCGUUGCGGAUAUCGCGCUCUACGCGCUUCUUGCGCCCGUCAUUGAGAAGUGGACGCCCGAGGAGCGCACUGGCGAGAAGGGAUAUCAUCACAUCGUGAGACACAUCGACUUCGUGCAGAACGGAGAGCUGUUCGGUCUGCGGAUCCCGGACGAGGAAAAGGUCGCUAUCAACCCUGACGAAGUGAUAUUCGUGCCCAAGCCCAUCGACCCGAAGGAGGAGAAGGAGCGAAAGAAGAAGGAGAAGGAGGCUGCGGCUGGAAAGCCCCUAGUUGUCGGCCAGACCCUGGCUGAGAAGGCUAAGGCUACUAUCGCGGAGACUGUUGAGUCUGCUAGGGACGCCAAGAAGGUGAAGAAGGAGAAGAAAGAAAAGAAGGAGAAGCAGCCCAAGGCUGCACCAGCUCCUGCUGCAGCUCCUACCCCAUCCGUGAUCGAUCUCCGUGUCGGUCAUAUUCUCCGCGCUAUCAACCACCCCAACGCCGACUCUCUCUACGUCUCCACCAUUGACUGUGGUGAUGCCCCAGGUACCGAGAACACCUCAACAGAUGAAGAAACCGGCAAGACCGUCCGUACGGUCUGCUCGGGUCUGAACGGCCUUGUCCCGCUCGAGGAGAUGCAGGGCCGCAAGGUCGUCACUGUCUGCAACCUUAAGCCCGUUACCAUGCGUGGUAUUAAGUCUUGCGCGAUGGUCCUGGCUGCGUCGCCGCGCGUCGCUGAAGGCGAAGACUCUCACGCCGGUCCCGUCGAACUGGUCAACCCGCCCGCUGACGCCCCUGCCGGUGAGCGUGUCUUCUUCGAGGGCUGGAGCGAGGGUGAACCCGAGAAGGUUCUGAACCCGAAGAAGAAGCUGUGGGAGACCUUCCAGCCCGGUUUCACGACCACUGACAACCUCGAGGUUGCCUUUGACAGCACCGCUGUUCCUGUACUGCAAGCUGGCGAGCCCAGCCCAGCAGCUGGAAAGCCUACUGUUGGCAAACUUGUUACGAAGUCUGGCGGCGUCUGCACAGUGAAGAGCCUGAAGGGCGCCACUGUCCGGUAAUGCAUGGGAUUUCUACAAGCAGGAAGGGGAAGAAUGAGAUGAAAAAUCUAUACAGCUAAAUCGAGCACUAUGGGACGUGGAUAAAUCAGGAAAUCGCGGUGUGGUCACUCGUCAGUUUGUGUCAAGUCCUUUAUGACUUCUAUUUAGCCCAACGUUAUGAUACCUUAAAAAAAUAAAAAUAGACGAAGGCCACCGAACCAAACAGGUACCGAGUAAAGUAAGCUAAAUCCCUU
Paecilomyces variotii is the source of this 1562-nucleotide messenger RNA. RefSeq lists its product as hypothetical. The record is from RefSeq and is a predicted model, not a curated record. The coding region runs from base 1 to 1329 and encodes 442 amino acids. Gene Ontology annotation, cellular component: methionyl glutamyl tRNA synthetase complex. Gene Ontology annotation, molecular function: tRNA binding. The transcript has 2 exons. Lineage: Eukaryota; Fungi; Ascomycota; Eurotiomycetes; Eurotiales; Thermoascaceae.